AGAAGGCCGCCCAGUUUUGAGUUUCAGCAGAGAGGAGAAGACGGAGAGAAAACACGGCGAACACCGGGAAGUUACGUUCUGCUGCUUCGCUUUGAGUAAAUCUUCAUUCUUUUGAAGUUUGAGGCAGGAGAACUUCUAGGAGAAUCUGAUCUCAGCUGGCUGGUGACAGAAAAAGUAGAUCUUGGUCUCAAAAAGUUUGGGCAGCACCUUUUCUAUGUGUUCAGGAGAUGGGCAGCUAACAUCUCUGCAGACCCCACACAUCCUGGACCUGGACACAAGCAGUUCCCUCCAGACCCUGUGACACAAGAAGCAAGAACAGCUGUAAGCUAUGACGUCCGUGUUCCUCCUGCUGUCCCUCCUGCUGGCUGUGGUUGAUGUUCAAGGAGGAUCAGAGUUCAGAAUCUGUGCCUUCAACCUUCAUCAUUUUGGGGAAUCCAAAUCUAACAAGAAUGACAUCAUGAUAACUCUGGCCAGGAUAAUUACUCGUUGUGACGUGUGUUUGCUUCAGGAGGUCAGAGACCGUAAAGGAACAGCUAUAUCAAAGCUGCUCCAAACGAUCAGUAGAUAUGACACGAGAAACCAGUAUAACCUUUUGGCCAGUGAGAGGCUGGGCAGGAGUGAGUCAUACCAGGAGCAGUAUGUGUUCGUCUACAGGACCAACACUGUGGAGGUUGCUGGUCAGUAUCAGUACCCAGACAAUCUGCCAGGAGAUGAAGAUGCUUUCUCCAGAGAACCUUUUGUUGUUCGCUUCAAAGCCCCAAAGACCUCUAUACAGGAGUUUGUUCUCAUCCCUCAACACACCACUCCGGUUAACGCCACUAAAGAGCUGGAUGCCCUGUAUGACGUUCUGCAGGAAGUAAGAAAGAUGUGGAAAACUGAGAACGUGAUGCUUCUCGGGGACUUCAACGCCGACUGCGGCUACCUGGCCAAGAAGAACCGGGACAAAGUGCGUCUGAUUACAGACAGGAACCUCCAUUGGCUGAUAGGAGAGAACACCGACACCACCGUGAAGCACAGCACGUCCUGCUCCUACGACAGGAUUGUCGUCCAUGGAGAAAAGUUUAACAGAGCAGUUGUUCCUUCCUCUGCCCAGCCAUUUAACUUCCAACAGGAGUACGAACUAACAGAAGAAAAGGCACUAAAUGUGAGCGACCAUUACCCAGUGGAGGUCCUGCUGAAGGUCGUCAGUUUCAAAGCCUUCAAUGGAGUCACUUCCUUUAGAAACAGCUUCAUUGUGUUUCAUUGUUUCUGCCUUAUAAUCUGUCAUGUGUUGUCUUAGCAAAUCGACAGCAAAUGUAUCAAGAUGUUUUAUACCUCACCUCUCUAUUUUAUUAAACAUGCUAAACAUAAAA
Poecilia latipinna (sailfin molly) is the source of this 1352-nucleotide messenger RNA. RefSeq names its product deoxyribonuclease gamma-like. The record is from RefSeq and is a predicted model, not a curated record. NCBI's taxonomy places the organism in Eukaryota, Metazoa, Chordata, Actinopteri, Cyprinodontiformes, Poeciliidae. Gene Ontology annotation, biological process: DNA catabolic process. Gene Ontology annotation, molecular function: deoxyribonuclease I activity; DNA binding. The transcript has 11 exons. Bases 329 to 1279 code for a protein of 316 amino acids. Gene Ontology annotation, cellular component: nucleus.